Lentinula edodes (shiitake mushroom) is the source of this 1667-nucleotide messenger RNA. RefSeq lists its product as uncharacterized. Bases 138 to 1655 code for a protein of 505 amino acids. The transcript is spliced from 4 exons. NCBI's taxonomy places the organism in Eukaryota, Fungi, Basidiomycota, Agaricomycetes, Agaricales, Omphalotaceae. The record is from RefSeq and is a predicted model, not a curated record. Gene Ontology annotation, biological process: positive regulation of gene expression.
UUAAUUUCAAUGACAAUCUUGCCGGAACCCGGAAAGGAAAGGAAAGGAAAGAACCGGCGUCGCGUGUUAUCGUCAAGCGCCUGUGCCAUCUUUACCUCUAUCACCAUUAUUCAUUCUCUUCUCUCAACUCAGUGCAGAUGCCAGGCGGCUCUACAAAUCCUAUCAGCCUGACGGGCUUCGUUGAGAAGGUGUCGGAGACUGUACAUAAAGCCAAAACUCAUAUGCACGAGAACGCUCAUGAUCUUGCCCAAGUCACGAAACAGAAAGAGGAGGCCAAGUUGAAUGGACCUUGUGUGGACGUGAUAAUCACGUUUAUUAGUGCCUCUGGAAUACCCAAACUCGACGUUGUUGGGGCUUCAGAUCCUUAUUUUGUGGCCAAACUGGAUGAUCGGGUCUCAAUGGUAUCAACCGUGAAGACUAAAUCGCUCGCUCCCGAGUGGAAUGAAUUAUGGCGAGUGAAGAACGUACCGACGACUUCGGAAUUGCGAGUAGAAAUUCUCGAUAAGGAUACCGAUACUCCUCACGAUGACUACAUCGGGAAGUUUAAGACAACCAUAGAGGCAGGAGAGAAAGAGAUUGAUAUUCAAGGGCCGUUGUUCAGAAAGGAUAGAGGGACUUUCAAGCUGAAGAUUGAGACAGCACCCUCUACCGAUCCCGCUGAACCCAAAUAUCUUUUCGAUGGUCCCAUUCGCUACUCGCGCCAUUUUUCACCGCUAGUUGGAAAACUUACCGAUCUGGAUGAUGCCCGUCUUUACUCCACCUGGAAGAUGUACCUUAUCGAUGUGCCUGUUUACUUCAAAGACGUAUACCAGCACUGGAACGUCAAGUACAAGGCAGCGCAGAGUAUCUUUGGGUCCGGACCCACGUCACUCGCAAUUCGGGCGGGUAUACAUGCUGGGCACAAGAUGCUGUAUGCGCGCAGCACGUCUAAUGGGUUUGGAGUCAUCCAGUCUGUUGACGAUGUGAUGAGACUGUUCGAGGGUGGCAGUCUCGACCCGAAAGGCAUCCUUGGAAGUGAACGAGAAGAUUUGUCUCAAGAGGAACAGAGGCAACUGGAGGUUGCGGAGGAGGUCGAUGCGACUGCUGCUCCUACUAAAGAGAGCCCGUUUGCUCGUCGUAUCAAACCUGCUGUCUACACAUACAUCAUCUCGGCUCAAGACGAUUCUCUUCGAUUUUCUGAAACGGGCGCAGCGUUUUUCGUCGACUUUGCCUCCAAGCAUGCGCUACAUGCCAACUGUGCUGAACAAGUCCGCUAUUCCGGCGAAUUUCACCUGAGACCACGAGCCAAAGACCAUUCUUCCUGGUGUGGCUGGCAGGAUUUCAAUGACUCGAUGCCUGAUGAUUCUGUAGAUUGGGAGGUGGUGAUCGACAAUAAUUCUGGGACGUACGCUCCAGAUAAAGCAAUGUUGCCUACCCUGAGGGAUUUGAUUGAUUGCAAUUUUCCUGGGUUGGAUGUGGUGGCACUGGAUCGGGAGGAUGAGGAACUGAAGAAGAGUGUGGAUGCAUGUCAGGAGUAUGCGUUAAAAUACAGGGGAGUGAAGUCGGAGCAUUUGCAACCACAUCAACAGGAGGGUCAUAGAUCGUUGUUGAAGCCAUUGGGUGCUGUUAUGGGAAAGGUUGCACAUCUUCAAAGAGGAAACAAGGAAGAGGCCUAGGUUAUCUAUCAU